UAUGUCGAUUAAAAUUCGCAGCUCAACAAGCCUGUACUUUUUGCAUUUUGCGUUCUUUGUGAAAACUGUCAGAAAAAAUAGUGUUUUUACAUAUUAAAACCUAUUAAAGCUAUCCGUAAAAAGUAGAAAAACUAUAUUAACCUUGCAAAUAACACUUUAAAAGUGAAUAAAGCAACCUGCAAAGCGUCAAAACUAGUAAAAGUGCCCACUGAAAAAUUGUGAAAUUCAGCACAGUUUCUUCGCAUCGGAAGAACAAUAAAACUAACAAGAGGAGGACCUCGAUUUGCAAACGAAGUUUCAACGCACACACAGUUCAAAACUGUGACAAAGACAAAGUCUGCAAAAGGAAAUCAUAUACACAAAAAAAUAAAUCAGUGCAAAUCUUCAUUUAACAUAUCAAAGAAAACAUUUUUAUUGAAAUGGUGCAGACUGGAAUAUCGCUGAACGAGCGUUUCACUCAAAUGCAAUCUCGCCAACAAUCGGCACCGACACCGACUCGCGGACGUCGCAGUCGCUCCCAGAGUCGCAGUCGCCGCAUUGUGGAUGCAGCAUCAUCGGUCGCCAAUACUCGCCUGCUGCAGGAGUUCAAAAGGAAGCACACCGUCCAGACGGCCCUGAAAUUGAAGCGCAGAAGCUUGCGGACAACUGCCAACGGCGCUGGCGCGUCUCGCGUUGGCGGCAUCAAAUCGCUCCGGAAGGGGCCCAGUGGAAGGGCCGGGCGCUCAACCAACGGCACUCGCCUGGCAACCAUGCGCGCCGAUUUGAUUGCUAAUAGUGGACGCGCACGUCGAAGCAGCAGCGGCACCCGACGAUCCAGUUCGGCGGUUGGAGGACUACGCCAAAGACUGGGGCUACGUCGACCCACAGUGGGUGGCGCAGCUGAGCGGGUAGCUCAACGUCGUCGUGGUUUGCCUCGACAGCAGCAGCAGCAGCAGCGUCAACAGCAGCCUCAGCAACAACAGCUCGCCCGAGGCCGUUCACGCAGUCGUGGACGUGCCCGCUCGGUGAGUCGCGGACGCGACCAGAGCCGUGGACGCGAUCAGAGUCGGGGACGCGAUCAGAGUCGCACCCGUUCGCAGAGUCGUGGACGCCGGCAACAGCCGGCCAAUGCGGGCAGAGGUGGUGACGGACGUGCAGCUGGCCGUGUGUCGGUGAAGCAGCGUCUGGGCGUGCGUCCAGGCGUGUCGGCAGGAGCCGGUAAAAGAGGAGCAGGUGCAGCAACCAAUAAGCGACGUGGCAAUCGUCGUAGCAACAGUCAAGUGCGCGGCGUUGCUGCCGGACGCAUUGACAAGCGUCGCAAUUCGAACCCAGCUCAGAAGGCAGUUGCAGCUGCCACUGGGGGACGUGGACGCAAAGGACGCGCACGUAACAGGUCUGCUGUACGUGCCGUUGCUGCUGCCAGUGCUGUUUCUGCUGCCACACAUCGCUCACGUUCUCGCUCACGAUCUCGUGGUCGUCAGGGAAAUUUAGCUGCUGUUGCUGCCGCUGCUGCUUCGGGAAAUGCCAGGCAAAAGGGUGCAGGCGUUGCCGGCGCACGUCGCCGUGGACGCAGCUUACAGCGCGCAGGUGGCAAAGUGGCCAGGGCUGGUAAUAGAAAUGGUAAUACCAAGAACAACAGCAAUGGCAACAACAACAACAACAAGAACAGCACAGGAGCUGGAAAGGCAAGCCAACAACAAGGUCGUCGCGGACGUAGUCGCGCUCGUGGUGGUCGACCUGCUGCAGGCAACCCACAACGUCAGGAAGUGAAGCGUGAGGAUCUGGACAAGGAACUGGAUCAGUACAUGUCAACCACAAAAUGUGAAAUGGACUUUCUGUUGAAGUAAAUCAAAGCAACCGUUGACCAAAGAGAAGCUGGGGCGAGCGAAUCACCACCGUAUGGCAGUUUUUUACUAAUUCUUAAGUUAUCUCUUAGUUACUAAUUAGCUUUAAGACUCUCAACAUCAAGUACCGAUGCCACAGAGGUGCGUCCAAUGCUCUUUAAUUAAUGCUAAUUAUGCAUUAUGUAAAUAUCUUAACAUUAAGUAAUAGAUCUGUUCGUAUAUAAUUACAAUUGUCAAUUGUAUGGAGCGGAAAUACACAGUUUAAUUCUUGUUCAAUCU
Messenger RNA from Drosophila innubila, 2102 nucleotides. RefSeq lists its product as uncharacterized. The transcript is spliced from 6 exons. NCBI's taxonomy places the organism in Eukaryota, Metazoa, Arthropoda, Insecta, Diptera, Drosophilidae. The record is from RefSeq and is a predicted model, not a curated record. Bases 420 to 1826 code for a protein of 468 amino acids.